AAAUAUUAGGAGGCUAUGGAUUUUAAGAAGGAAUACUUGGAUGCUGUUUUGGUCCCAGCUGGGCUGCUGUUCAUGUUUCUUUACCACCUCUUCCUCCUCUCCCGAUACCUCCAUGACCCUAUCAAAACAUCCAUCGGUUACGAAAACAAAGACAAAGAAACUUGGGUUGAAAAGAUUCUGAAGGUCCCUGAGGAUGCUAAUGAUGUUGCAGUGAAAGACAAAGUUAGCGCAGGACUUGGUGUGAUUUCCUCAAACACAACUGCAACCAUGACCUUAGCAUCAAUCUCCUUAACUCUCAGCACAUUAAUCGGAGGCUGGAUUGCAAGUUCCACCAACAACUUGGUGCCGCUAGAAAUUGUUUACGGCAACAUAAGCGAGUCAAUCAUCUCUAUCAAGUACCUAUGCCUGUUGAGCUGCCUUCUCCUUGCUUUCUCGUUCUUCGUUCAAUCUGCAAGGCACUUUAUCCAUUCAAACUACCUGUUGAGCACUCCGGGAGCCACAAAGGAAGAGGAUGUGGAGAAAGUGCAGACAGCGGUCGAAAGAGGCAGUAUCUUUUGGUCCUUGGGACUCAGAUCACUAUAUUUUGGUCUUAAUUUUUUGCUGUGGUUCUUCGGGCCUAUUCCAAUGUGUGCUUGCUCUAUUGUAAUGGUAUUCGUCCUGUACUGCCAUGAUUUCAAGAAGGACGCCAAGCCUUUGGAUAAUCGAAAGAAAGGAUGAGUGAAUAUCAAUUUCUCGACCAUCUGAUUUCUUGAGCAUGAAGCCAUGAACUGUAGAUGUACUACUGAACCGAUCAUAGAAUGAAUGCAAUUGUGUCUGGUUUAUGC
This is a messenger RNA of Fragaria vesca subsp. vesca, 824 nucleotides long. RefSeq lists its product as uncharacterized. The record is from RefSeq and is a predicted model, not a curated record. NCBI's taxonomy places the organism in Eukaryota, Viridiplantae, Streptophyta, Magnoliopsida, Rosales, Rosaceae. Bases 16 to 717 code for a protein of 233 amino acids. The transcript has 2 exons.